Molecule: messenger RNA, 1677 nt
Organism: Lineus longissimus
Lineage: Eukaryota; Metazoa; Nemertea; Pilidiophora; Heteronemertea; Lineidae
Exons: 3
Coding region: 79-1236 (385 amino acids)
Source: RefSeq, a predicted model, not a curated record
AGUACCAAUUUAUGAAUCGCGAAUUUUAAGUCUGUUCCGCUGCACUUCCCUCAAAAACAAACACGAAUAGAAUGAAAUAUGAAGAGGAAGGCGACGUCCAAGUCCACAAGUGCAUGUUCUCCGACAACACCUCCGUCGACGGAAGGCCUGCUAGUGAAAGGGCGGCCUAAACACCCUGAAGAUUCUUUUCAUUGGAUGUGGUCUUAUCCAAAAAGAGCACUGUUGACGAGAUUCAGUGUCGAAACAACGCGGAAUAAAUUCAAUGAAUCUGCCCUGCCAACAAAAGUGAAGUUGUUCACUCGUCACCCUGACCCUGAUGGAGAAGGACCAGUUCGCUGCACAUCCUUCUGUGAAGAUGCUACAAACCAAUUAGCUGACUUAACAGAGACACAAUUUAAGGCUGCAGUAAAAGAGGCAUGUGGAGAUGCAUUCAAUACUGAGUUGUCCCUUGAUAGUGAUCCAGAUUGGGACAAAGCGUUCGGCAUUAUCGAAGCACAAGAUUACACCUUUUCCAAACAAGGAACAUGGGCAACAACAAAACCUGUAUUGCCACCUGGCGGUAACGAUGGGAUACACAAUGACCUGUACAUUAUGGCUCAGAGCCUGGAGCGUGCGUUAGUUACCAUGAUGAGUAAUGGAGAAGCCAAGAAGUUCAUUGAGAAAAUGCUGAAUAGCAUUCAAAUUCAUGAAGGAAUCACUGAUAGUGUAGUGACGCAUGAGAGUCCAGUGAAUUAUUCAUACACAAAUGGUAGAGUCCAGUUUGUUGAACCCGAUGAUGUUGACACAUGGGAAAAUGAUGAGGUUUCUGUCGUUAGCGUGCAGCGCCGCAGGACAUCAGCAGCAUGGUCCUCGAUUGAUUCUGAGGAUCCAUCCGUUUGUCCUUCAGAAAUUCAUGGAAUUGUUCCCGAUCAUAUCUGGUAUUUGCAUCACUAUCCAGGCUUUUUCAUUCUUAAUGUAGAGUGCAAGCAAGUUGCUGAUUAUAGCUCUAGGAUUCAGUGCAUUCAUCAAAUGUUAACACAGAUGCAUUUUCAAAAUUCUUCUUUUGGUCUUUUGAUUUCUAAAAAGGGUUGGCAUCUAAUCCUUAUAAGGAAACAUGAUGACAUAUUCUCGGUAUAUCAAAUGAGUAGUUCCCUUAUUAGUUUGGAAAAUUUACACUUCAAUGUACAGAGUUUGAAGUCAUUGUGCUGCUGGUUAUAUAGAAUCAUGAAUUUCAGACUGAAAUGUUUUGCAGGCUAGAUAUAAAUGCAGCAAGAUCGAAAUAGGUAAAGGGCCAUUUCAUGGUAUUUCUGAAGUGGUGUUGAAAAUAAAAAGGGUCGAAUCUCAACAAAAAACAUUUGGAUGUGGACAUUUGGCUGGAUCUUGAUUGAUAUUGUUGAGUUCUUCAAUUCAGAUACUCACGAGCAGGAUAACCGUUCAGGAUUUAACCGCGAAGUUACUAUUUAUAGCUCACAAGGUCAUUUGCAUAAGAUAUUGAUGACGUUUUAGUCACGUGACAGUCGGACAUCGACACUUAUUUCUACGCAUUUGAGCUUAUUUCAAAGUCAAUUAUCUUUGACCCUGCAUUGUUUUUAGUAUGAAUGAUACCAUAGAGUCAGAGAGAGAAAUAUUCAGAACAAUUGUGUAGUAUUUCCAACACUCGGACAUGUGCCAGAUUGAAUCUAACUGCCCUAGUUAGAA